This is a messenger RNA of Archocentrus centrarchus (flier cichlid), 618 nucleotides long. RefSeq names its product protein FAM216A-like. NCBI's taxonomy places the organism in Eukaryota, Metazoa, Chordata, Actinopteri, Cichliformes, Cichlidae. The record is from RefSeq and is a predicted model, not a curated record.
AUGUCUGCAUUGAAACCUGAGAGCCAGGUUUUACUUAUCGAGGACACGGAGAUGGGAGGGGAUCAGUGGAAACCAGAAUUUAAAAAUGGUGCCGGAAACAGUGGUUUGAAAAUCCGCCGACCACCAGCUGAUCAGCACCUAACAACCAUACAGAUCCCCACAGCUGUGACUGCAGCCUCAUUUCUGAAGCACACAGCACUGACACCGGCUCAGAGGGAGUAUCUGCGCACCAUUGCAUCUUCCUACAGCACUGAACAUGCCCGCAGCCUCAUCACCCAGCACUACUUGAACGUGCUGUACAGGUGUAUACGAGCAGACUACAGUCCCAAAGGAGACACACUACUUGCGGCUCCUGUAGCCUCACCUGAGAAUGACAGAGAAGGUCGUCAGUCAAAAGCACAAUCAGAACAUCCUUCAAGGGCCUCUGAUGCAUCAGAACGCAGAAAGGUUAAGAAAUGACACAAAACACAAACACAAAGAAGAAAAAGUCCAAGAAGAGCCAGGAUCAAACUGUUGGAUGAGGAAGAAGAGGAGGAAGGACCGGAUGAUUCUCUGAGUGAAUGUCUGAGCUCACUCUCUGUGGGAGAAUGGGAGCGUGACAGCUUCUCUGAAUCAUAG